UUACUGGUUGAGUCUCCUCAAGGAUUGAUGAUCCACGGUGACGUGUAUGUGUUUCCCUGCAUUUGACUCUCUGCUGCUAAUUGGACCGAUGGCUGAUUGUAUUGUUACAGAGGGAGUGGAAAGUCGAUGCUGAUGGACUUAUUCGCCGCGUCUCUGCCGCACGGCUCGAAACGACGCUGGCAUUACCACAGUUUCAUGCUCUCAGUCUACUCGCGCAUCCACCGCGAAACCCAACGGCACCAGCGACUGCGCUUCCUUCCCGACAGCUCGGUCAAGAAGCAGCGGAUCAACCUGCAGAACGAGUACGUGCUGCUGAAGAUCGCGCAGGAGUUGGUGGAGGAGAGCGCGGUGCUGCUGCUGGACGAGUUUAUGUUGCCGGAUAUUGCGGCGGCGAAGAUUGUGCGCACGCUGUUUACGUAUUUUUUCAAGAUGGGAGGGGUGCUUGUUGCGACGUCGAAUCGGUUGCCGAAAGAGCUGUAUUCUGCUGAUUUCAAGAAAUCGCAAUUCGGAUCGUUUUACGACAUUCUUCAGGCGCGAUGCAUCUCAUAUGACAUGCGCAGCCAACGUGACUGGCGUCGGAUUCUAUGCGAGGAGUCCGCGGUAGAGGAAGCAGACAAGCGACGGAUACAGCGAUACUGGGUCGCUGGCCGGGAUCCGGAGGCCGCGUGGGAGGAGAUGCUGCGGGAGAUGACGUCGUCGGCUGCAGAUAAUAGGGCAGAGACUGCGAACGAGGAUGUCGAGGAGAUCAAGGUGUACGGCCGAACGGUGCGGAUUCCGUGGGCGAGGGACGGGGUUGCAAAGUUUACGUUUGAAGAGCUAUGCGACUCGCCGCUUGCGGGCGCGGAUUACAUUUCGAUUGCGUCGCGGUACCACACGGUGAUUCUGGACGGCGUGCCGGCGCUGCGGUUGAACAAGAAGAACCAGGCGCGGCGGAUGAUUACGCUGCUGGACGCGCUGUACGAGUGCCGGGUGCGGCUUGUGGUGAGAGCAGAGACUGAGGCCGAUGAGCUAUUUUUUCCCGAGAUGAAGCGCCACGGCGUGAGCGCGGCCGAGGUCGAGGUUGGUAAGAAUAGCCGUGGCGCGACGCAGCAGCAGGAGGAGGAGGAGGAGGACUCGCUCGAGUUGGAGAUGUACUCUGAGGUUGAUCUGGACCUGUCAAGUCCGUACCGACCGAAUGUGUCUGCGUACGACGAGACGGAGAAGGAGAAGACGUUUGCUACGGCGGCGGCGCCGGGGGUGGCAGACGGACGCGAGACAGGGGAGGGUCAGACGAGUGAUUACACGCGAGCGUCGGCGUUUACGGGCGAGGACGAGAGGUUUGCGUUCAAGCGGGCAAUCUCGCGGUUGAAGGAGAUGACGGGUUCGGACGCGUGGUGGGAGCAGGAGCGGUGGAUGCCGGUGGACGAGGCGGUGCGGACGUGGGAAGGGAGUUUGAGUUUACAGAACAAAAAGAGCAAGGGUGGUGUUAUAGAAGACGGUAGCGAGCGCGCGGGAUUACAUGGACGAUGGGAAGGUACGGAGACGAACGCGUUUCAGAGAUAUAACGAAGAACCGGCGCCGCGAUUCAGCGUUGCGCAUUUCUGGUCGAUGGUAAGUUGGGGGCCGGGCAAGCGGCGUGACGAGCGCACGCGGCGGUGGAUGCGCGGCGCGGAGGGGUUUGGAGGGGAGGGAGAGAGAGAGAGAGAGAAAGAGCGGAAGCGAGAGGAGGAAUGAAAGACAAAAAUGCAGAGACGGGCUGAUAUUGGUUUUUGGAUAUCCACCGGAAUGAAGGCGAGCCGGAGGAGGCAGGAGGUAAAUAGUGAGAAAAUAGAAGUUGAUGAGGUCGGAGAUGAGAAUGAAUGAAUGUGACAGUGCGGAGUCCGAGCAGCACGCGCCGACGGAAAUAGAGAUGGAAAUGC
Myxozyma melibiosi is the source of this 1898-nucleotide messenger RNA. RefSeq names its product AFG1-like ATPase-domain-containing protein. Gene Ontology annotation, molecular function: ATP hydrolysis activity; ATP binding. Gene Ontology annotation, cellular component: mitochondrion; cytoplasm. The transcript is spliced from 2 exons. Bases 127 to 1713 code for a protein of 528 amino acids. The record is from RefSeq and is a predicted model, not a curated record. NCBI's taxonomy places the organism in Eukaryota, Fungi, Ascomycota, Lipomycetes, Lipomycetales, Lipomycetaceae.